Acanthocheilonema viteae is the source of this 429-nucleotide messenger RNA. The record is from the annotation of a GenBank genome assembly. NCBI's taxonomy places the organism in Eukaryota, Metazoa, Nematoda, Chromadorea, Rhabditida, Onchocercidae.
AUGGUAGACUUGACAGAAGCGGUGGUUCGAGGUGACAUCUUGGUUGACGAGAUUGAUGUGAUUGAAGCGGUUGAGAAAGGACGACUUAGUGCACGUGAUGGUGCUCGAUUUAGUGCGAUUUUGGAAGAGUAUUCCAAGUUACACAGAAAAUCUUCAAAAGCAUAUGGGGAAUAUUUGGAAUCAGCACAAGAAGCAUCAUCUAAAUCAACCAAAUGGGAUGAAGUAUUGGUGGAUGAAGUGGACUUCAUUGAAGCACUUAAGAUUGGACGAAUUAGCAAAGAUGACUGCCACAUAACAUCUAUUAACAAGGAACUCCUUGAAGAUUCGUCGGGCGAUAUUGAAGAAGCAAAAAUAAGUUUCCACGACGACAUCCUGACCGAUGACGAGAAAAAGUCCCAUGAGUCAUCAUCCAUUGAUGUCCUCAUUUAA